UUAAUGCUACUACAAACUACAAUGGUCAGGAUAAUGGAUUUGGAUACUCAAAACUUGAUUGAUCAAUACAACUUGGCUGAUGAAGAACGCUUGGCUGAUGAAGAUAUGCCGCCAAAAACUCUUGGUGAGAUUGAGACCUUACCUCAAGAAGCUGCUUCUUCUAGGACUAAACAAGGUACAAGUAGUUCAAACCAUUAUAGUAGACGUCAUGCUAAAUGUUGGAAAAACUUUACACUAGGAAAGAAAUAUGUUGAUGGACCUAAGGCUGGUAAACAUGAUGUUACAUGCAAACAUUGUAAGAGAAAUUAUUGUUUGAAUUUGAGUCGAAAUGGUACUAACACCAUGAAUCGCCAUAUGCGAUCUUGUUCAAAGACUCCUGGGAGUACACCUAGCAUUAAUAAGAAGCUGGAUAUGAUGGUAUUUAGAGAAAAAAUUGCAAUGGCUUUAAUUCAGCAUAAUCUUCCAUAUUCGUUUGUUGAAUAUGAAAAGAUUAGGGAGGCUUUUACUUAUCUAAUCAUUCUAUAGAGUUUUGGAGUAGAAAUACCGCAACAUCAGAUUGUUUCAAGAUUUUUGAGAUGGAGAAAAGUAAGCUUAAGACAGUUUUAAGUAGAGUUCCGGGUAGAAUUGGUUUGACAACUAGUCUUUGGAGAGCUUUAACCAUUGAAGGUUAUAUUUGCUUAACAGCUCACUAUGUUGAUGUGGA
Camelina sativa (false flax) is the source of this 703-nucleotide messenger RNA. The record is from RefSeq and is a predicted model, not a curated record. Lineage: Eukaryota; Viridiplantae; Streptophyta; Magnoliopsida; Brassicales; Brassicaceae.